GCAAGGCGCUGGCGGUAACUUUCCUUCUCUGUGAACGGAGCAACCAAAACGACUUCUCGCAGAGUUGCAGAGGUGCAAAUGCGCCAUUAACUAAUUCUGCGUAAAGUUCCAGUCACCGCGCAAGAGAUGUUCCGUCACCCACUCCUUAGGACCUGCCCACUCCUAAGAAGAAGAAAGCUACUAAGAGGAAGUUUGAGGGUGCAAGUUCCAGGAGGCUGUGGCCAUGGCGCAGAGGGCGGGCGGCCCAACGUGGUGGGGUUCCGUGCUGUGUUCCCGGUUCUGGUGCUGGUCCUGGGGCUCACGCUGCCCACCGCAGGUUUUCUGGAAGUGGAGAUGGCAGGGAGGACUCAGAUGGUUUUCCUGAAUGAAAAUGCGACUAUCUUUUGCAAGAUCCCUGGUUUCCCACACCUGGACAUCAACAGUAUGGGUAUCACCUGGUUUCGGAAGGCUCAGUUGUCUGAAAUAGAGAUCAAACUGUUUGAAUUUUUUGGAGACCACAAAGUGGCAUUCCGACCUGGAGCCAACGUGUCUCCAUGGAGGCUGAAGAGGGGGGAUGCCUCACUGCAGCUGCCUGGGGUCCAACUGUGGGAAGCAGGAGAGUACCGAUGUGAGUUGGUGGUCACUCCUCAGAAGGCACAGGGGAGAGUCUGGCUGGAGGUUGUAGCUCACCCAGUCAGUAGCUUGUUUCUGGAGCGAGCUGUGGUGAAAGAUAAUGAAGACAAACAUAUUUUGUGUAAGUCAAGUGGAUUCUACCCAGAGGAUAUUAACAUAACGUGGAAAAGGUGGACCCAGAAGGAUCCCCAGUUCCAGGAGAUUUCUGAGGACGUUAUCACUGGCCCCACCAUGAAGAAUAAGGAUGGUACAUUUAAUAUCACUAGCUACUUGAGGCUGAAGCCCUCUCUGGAAGACAAUGUGACCAUCUACCAGUGUGUGGUAUGGCAUGUAUCCUCACUCAUGUGCCAGAGUUUCAACUUCACCCCGAUUCUGAUAGAAUCUGAGAAGAAAACUGACUUGUGGAUUGUUUGGUUGUAUAUUGGAUUGAUCUCUACUGGACUGAUCGUAUUAAUUUUAUUUUUAUGUUUUUUUCUUUGGAAAAGGAAAAGCAGAACAAUCGAUUAAUCAAGAAAAAAGGCUGUUUGUCUAAAGUUGACCAACUGAUUCAUAGAGCCUGCUGGAGGGUGAGGGACACCGGAAUCAGAGCCUGCCAGAGGAUGAGAGACCCUGGAAGCUGGAGCUAGUUGCUCUAGUGGAGGCCAGUCUGGAUCAGAUGACAGCCACCGGACAUGUAAGCAAAUCUAGCUAAGAUCAUCAGCAUCAACAGAACCAACUCUCAAAUGCAUGAGAAAUACUUAUUUUUUCUUUUUCUUUUUCUUUUUUUGGUGGAUGGGCUGUGUCACGGCAUGUGGGAUCUUAAUAUUCCCGGCCAGGGCUCGAACCCAUGUCCCCUACAGUGGAAGCAUGGAGU
Messenger RNA from Delphinapterus leucas (beluga whale), 1465 nucleotides. RefSeq names its product natural killer cell cytotoxicity receptor 3 ligand 1 (gene NCR3LG1). Lineage: Eukaryota; Metazoa; Chordata; Mammalia; Artiodactyla; Monodontidae. The record is from RefSeq and is a predicted model, not a curated record. Gene Ontology annotation, biological process: cellular response to lipopolysaccharide; positive regulation of T cell proliferation; negative regulation of T cell proliferation. Gene Ontology annotation, cellular component: external side of plasma membrane.